Messenger RNA from Prorocentrum cordatum, 2608 nucleotides. Lineage: Eukaryota; Dinophyceae; Prorocentrales; Prorocentraceae. The record is from the annotation of a GenBank genome assembly.
CAGGGAGGCAUCACAGACAAUGGGUGCAUUGUCGCGCUGUCGGUCAACACAGCGCGGAGAGUAGAUUCUGCAGCCAUUGGGGUCAAGGAAGUGCUCAGGCUCGAACCGGAGCCCGAUGGCACAGGAAUCGAUGGUAGUGCAAAGCGAGUUUCGUUAGGCGCCCAUCGCUGGGGAGGUUGCUCCUGUCCGCACGCAAAAGCAGGACGCCGCCUCCACAAUGGACAGCCUACCCCCCCUGGCGAACGGCGACUCUUUAAACUUUCGCAGUUUCGCUGCCAGGCUGUCGCGUAACAACUCGCACCUCAAGGCAGAUGAUGAAGAGGAAACGUGCUCUGACGAGGACGCACGUCCUAAGAAGAUUCCAUCGCGACUCUCUCUUCUGAGUCUGACGAAGGGUGGCGGGUCUAUCUUCGCAGACGCCGAGGACAUGAAGGAGCGACUGAAGGCGAAAUUGAAGCACAAGCAAUACAACGUGGCAGAUUUCUACAAGGAGUCAGGCUGUUGGCAACAAAUUGCGCGAGACCCACGGUUUGACAGCUUCACGCUUGUUGUUAUUUUCUUGAACGCGAUUUGGAUAUGGAUUGACACCGACUACAACCAUGCAGAGUCGGGAUUGUUGGACGCGUCUGUAGAGUUUGUUGUUGGCGAGAAUGCGUUUUGCGCCUAUUUUUUUUUCGAGUGGCUGGUUCGUUUCAUGUCCUUCCAAGUGAAGCAGAAUUGCCUCAGAGAUUCGUGGAUGGUUUUCGAUUCGACCCUCGUGCUCUUCAUGGUGCUGGAGGUUUGGGUUCUCAAUAUGGUGCUGUUCGUGAUGGGAGGGGCAGGAGGUGCUGGACUGGGGAAUGCCUCCAUCCUCCGUAUGGCACGUCUCCUGAGGCUCACACGCAUGGCGCGCAUGGCGCGCCUCCUUCGAGCCGUGCCCGAGCUCAUGACAAUGGUCCGCGGCGUGAUGGCGUCCACACGCUCGGUGGCCCUGGCAUCCAUAUUGCUUUUCGGCAUCAUGUACGUGUUCGGAAUCGCCCUACGGCAGCUCACCGACGAGUCGGCCGUUGGGGAGCAGCUGUUCGAGAGCGUUCCGGAAGCGAUGACGACGCUGUUGAUCGACGGCGUGUUCCUCGACAAGUUUGGUCGGGUCAUUCGCAAGCUUGGGGACCAGAGCAUAUGGUCCGCCUGUACGUUCCAGAUAUCCAGUGCCUGGUGGUCCCAACAGGGGGUAUGGCGAAUAUGUUGAUCGGGAUUGUGUGUGAGCUCGUGGCCAACGUCGCAGCCAUGGAAAAGGACACGCGAACCAUCGCGCAAGUGAAAGAAAAGGUAUUGCAGGUACUGAGAAGGAUCGACAGCGACUCGGACGGCAAGAUCUCACGGGACGAGUUCAUCAAGCUGGUCGACGAGGAAGAGUGUUUGGCUGCGCUGACUGAGGUCGGCGUAGACGUUGUCGGACUCAUGGACCUCUUAGAUAUCAUUUUCAAGAGGGGCGAUGAGAAGACCAAGGAAGAGAACACUGAAGACGGGAUUACGUUCACUUUCGACGAGUUCAUUGAGACGGUUUACGGCCUGCGAGGUUCGAACCGCGCUUCGGUGAAGGACAUCGUCGACCUUCGAAUGUUUAUCCACCAGGGGUUUGCCCGCUUGGAGGGCAGGGUCUCGGAGCUCUCGGCAGAUUCCACGAAGGCGACACAGGCCAGGAACGCAGUCCAGGGUUGCCCGCUGGAGGUCACGCAGAGCCUGGAGGCCCGCCUGGGCCGCCUGGACGACCGCGUGCAGCGCAUCCUGCAGCUGCUGGAGGGCCAUACAGUGGAGACCCGUGCCAAGACACACCCCGCUUGCACCCAGGGUGCCCCGGGUUUCUUGGGCUUCGAUGGUUCUGCGAUGGGAAGCGUGACGUCCCCACACCAAACAUCAGGGGACGUCCUGGGGUCUCGGGGCGGGGUCUCUCGUGGAAACUUUCUUCUGGACUUGGCCUCCACUGUACACAGGCGGGCAUCCCGCGCACGAGGCUGUGAAGGCAGCACGCGGGGCACGCCCUGCUCCAAGGCGGCCUGGCUGCGGAGAGCUCCAGCUGCAGGGCUCGACCCAAACGGCGUUUCAGCGAUCUCGUGGCCCGGUGUCGUGUUGAGUCCGUUUUGCAGCACAGGUGGAGCGAAGGCAGCACGAGGGAAAACGAAGCCACAACGAAAACGGAAAACACUGGUUAGGUCGAACCUUGUCCUGCUCGCAAGCAAGCAUCAGCGGUGCAGAGCUGUCUGUUGCGUCAUCCCCGUUACUCGCAGCCCCCCGCCGCUGAAUUCCGCACGUACAGUGCGCCCAGCGGCAAGUUUUCCCAUGUUCGCGCGGGGCCAUCAUCUUACAGCGUUGCGCACACGGCAGGUCCGAUCGUAUAGCUUCUUAUAUUCGCGAGUGCUUUGUUUUUCUCUCGGCAUCGAUUUGCCAUGAGUUGCCAGCGCAUGGUUUUCCGUGCCCAGUCGGCAUUCGUUCUUGAGUAUCGAGUUUUCGAGAGGUCCCAUAGAGUACGGCGUACGGCAGGUGCAUGGCCACGAGCUUGCGUGAUGUGUCGUUGGUGCGUUCUGUUUGGCUUUGCCAUUCGAGCGAGGAUGCUAUGUGAGGAAGGGUG